CUCUCUGUUUCCUUUUGCCUAUUCUCAAGCUUAGAUUUUGGUUCUUUGAUUCAGUAAGAAGCUAUUAAUGGCGGACUCACGUGCUCUGAACCGUGCCCAUAGCCUCAGGGAGAGGCUGGAUGACACUCUCUCUGCUCACCGUAACGAGAUCCUAGCCUUUCUGUCAAGGAUUGAAGCCAAGGGAAAAGGGUUUUUGCAGCCCCAUCAGCUGAUUGAUGAGUUUGAAGCAAUUCCUGAAGCCAGCAGAAAAAAUUUGUUGGAAAGUGAAUUUGGGGAAGUUCUGAAGAACACCCAGGAAGCUAUUGUUCUUCCUCCAUGGGUGGCACUGGCUGUUCGUCCCAGGCCUGGUGUUUGGGAGUACAUUCGGGUCAAUGUGCACUCACUUGUUGCCGAGGAGUUGCUUGUGCCCGAGUACUUGCACUUCAAAGAGGAGCUUGUUGAUGGAAGUCUUAAUGGCAACUUUGUGCUUGAAUUGGACUUUGAACCAUUCAAUGCCACUUUCCCUAAGCCAACUCUUUCCAAAUCUAUUGGAAAUGGUGUCGAGUUCCUCAACCGUCACCUCUCUGCAAAGCUCUUCCAUGACAAGGAGAGCAUGCACCCUCUGCUCGAGUUUCUCCGAGUUCACUGCUACAAGGGCAAGAAUAUGAUGCUCAAUGGCAAAAUUCAGAAUGUGAAUGCACUUCAACAUAAUCUGAGAAAGGCCGAGGAGUAUCUGUCUAAGCUCGCACCAGAAACCCCAUACAAAACUUUUGAGAUCAAGUUGCAGGAUCUUGGUUUGGAGAGAGGUUGGGGAGACAACGCUGAGCGCGUGCUGGAAAUGAUCCAACUCCUAUUGGAACUCCUUGAGGCACCUGACCCUUGCAAUCUGGAAAAAUUCCUUGGCAGAAUUCCCAUGGUGUUCAAUGUUGUGAUCAUGUCUCCUCAUGGUUACUUUGCCCAAGACAAUGUGUUGGGGUACCCUGACACUGGUGGCCAGGUUGUUUAUAUCUUGGAUCAAGUUCGUGCUUUGGAGAAUGAGAUGCUUAAACGUAUCAAGGAACAAGGGCUUGACAUUAUCCCUCGCAUUCUUAUUGUCACAAGGCUCCUUCCUGAUGCAGUAGGAACUACUUGUGGUCAGCGUCUUGAGAAGGUUUACAACACCAAACACUCCGAUAUUCUUCGUGUUCCCUUUAGAACCGAGAAGGGAAUUGUCCGCAAAUGGAUCUCAAGAUUUGAAGUGUGGCCAUACCUAGAGACUUACACCGAGGAUGUUGCAACAGAACUUGCUAAAGAGUUCCAGGGCAAGCCUGAUCUCAUUAUUGGAAACUACAGUGAUGGUAACAUUGUGGCCUCUUUGUUGGCUCAUAAAUUGAGUGUUACUCAAUGCACCAUUGCCCAUGCUUUGGAGAAGACCAAGUACCCUGAUUCUGACCUUUACUGGAAGAAACUAGAUGACAAGUACCAUUUCUCUUGCCAGUUCACAGCUGAUCUUAUCGCCAUGAACCACACCGACUUCAUCAUCACCAGUACCUUCCAGGAGAUUGCCGGAAGCAAAGAUACCGUUGGCCAGUACGAGAGUCACACCGCUUUCACCAUGCCCGGUCUCUACCGUGUUGUUCAUGGGAUUGAUGUCUUUGAUCCCAAGUUCAACAUUGUUUCACCAGGAGCUGACAUGGACAUUUACUUCCCUUAUUCCGAGAAGGAAAAGAGGUUGACACAUUUCCACCCGGAAAUUGAAGAGCUCAUCUACAGCCAAGAGGAGAACAAAGAACACUUGUGUGUGUUGAAGGACAGGAACAAGCCAAUCAUCUUCACAAUGGCAAGGCUGGACCGUGUAAAGAACAUCACUGGGCUGGUUGAGUGGUAUGGUAAGAACAAGAAGCUUAGAGAGCUGGUUAACUUGGUUGUAGUUGCUGGGGAUCGACGAAAGGAGUCCCAGGACAAUGAGGAGAAAGCUGAGCUGAAGAAGAUGUAUGAGCUGAUUGACACCUACAAGCUGAAUGGGCAGUUCAGAUGGAUUUCCUCUCAGAUGAACCGCGUGAGGAACGGUGAACUCUACCGUGUCAUUUGUGACACCAAGGGAGCUUUUGUGCAGCCUGCUGUGUAUGAAGCCUUUGGCUUGACUGUUGUUGAGGCCAUGACCUGUGGUUUGCCCACAUUUGCUACUUGCAAAGGUGGCCCAGCAGAGAUUAUUGUGCAUGGCAAAUCUGGGUACCAUAUUGAUCCAUACCAUGGUGAGCAAGCUGCUGAGAUCCUUGUUGACUUCUUUGAGAAGUGCAAGAAAGACCCUUCUCACUGGGACAAGAUUUCCCAGGGAGGCCUGAAGCGUAUCGAGGAGAAGUACACAUGGCAAAUCUACUCUGAAAGGCUCCUGACCUUGACUGGAGUUUAUGGGUUCUGGAAGCAUGUCUCUAACCUUGAUCGCCUUGAGAGUCGUCGCUACAUCGAAAUGUUUUAUGCCCUCAAGUACAAAAAGCUGGCUGAUUCUGUUCCUCUUGCUGAGGAGUAGAGUGCAAGAACAAGUAAAUAAAAAGAGGCAGAAGCAAUCUGUUGGCUGAGAGUCAUCAUCAAGUUUUCCUUGGCGGUUUAGGAGAAUAACUAAAUAUUGUGAUUAUAUAUGUUUUGGUUUUCUUUUUCUUUCAAGUUUUCAAUUUCUAUUCAUCAUUGGUGGUUGUGAUUGGAAAUGUUUGAACCUGGGUCUCAUCCCCAUUUAUCAAUUGAAGUCAACUUUGCUG
Messenger RNA from Fragaria vesca subsp. vesca, 2714 nucleotides. RefSeq names its product sucrose synthase-like. Gene Ontology annotation, molecular function: sucrose synthase activity. Bases 68 to 2488 code for a protein of 806 amino acids. The transcript has 11 exons. The record is from RefSeq and is a predicted model, not a curated record. NCBI's taxonomy places the organism in Eukaryota, Viridiplantae, Streptophyta, Magnoliopsida, Rosales, Rosaceae. Gene Ontology annotation, biological process: sucrose metabolic process.